Messenger RNA from Schizophyllum commune H4-8, 3471 nucleotides. Its product is annotated as glycosyltransferase family 1 protein. The coding region runs from base 1 to 3471 and encodes 1156 amino acids. The record is from RefSeq and is a predicted model, not a curated record. Gene Ontology annotation, biological process: carbohydrate metabolic process. Gene Ontology annotation, molecular function: hexosyltransferase activity; UDP-glycosyltransferase activity. Lineage: Eukaryota; Fungi; Basidiomycota; Agaricomycetes; Agaricales; Schizophyllaceae. The transcript is spliced from 13 exons.
AUGGCCACCGUUCGCGUACAAAGACGCAAUCGUUUAGCCAGCAAAUUGAAGGAAGUGUUCGAGCUGGAAGGUAUUGACGAAGUAGUCGCAGAAAUGCCUUGCUGGCUACUGCGGUCUGUCUUGCUGCAGGGUUACAUGUACUUGACGAAUUCUUACCUCUGCUUCUUCGCGCACAUGCCGUCAAGAGAGGAUCAAGUGCUCAAGAGUGGUCUACUGCAUAAGAAGUCGCAGCGCACGAAACGAUGGAUCAAGCAUUGGUUUGUCCUCAAGAACGACGCGCUCUCUUGGUUCAAUUCAUCCUCGGACCCAUACUUCCCGCACGGCAUUGUCGACCUUCGCUAUGCCAUCUCGUGUGAGCCUGUAGGCGAGAAGGAGUUCCGCGUGCGAACGAACCAGAAGGUUGUGCACCUGCAAGCCGACUCUGUACCGAGUCGCGAUGAAUGGGUUAAGGCCGUGCGCAAAGUCAUCUUCAAGGCGCAGAACAUGGGCGAUAGUGUGAAGAUUGCCAUCCCUUAUUCCGCGAUUCUUGACGUCGAGAAGUCGUCCGCGAUGGACUUCAGCGAGACCAUAGAAGUCAAGGUCGUCGACAAGGAUGACAGCUACUCUGUCGACUCGUACUUCUUCGCCUACUUCCACGACCUGCCAGCCGCACUCGACCAAAUUCGUGACGCUGUGCGCGUGUACCGCAGCCUUCCCGAGCCACCAAGCCCAUACUCGGUUAUGGACACGACAGCCGGGACGCGCACACCCGUGGCGCCUCAGGCCAUGGAUCGCGCUGUCAGCGCGCCAGCGUCAGACACGGCGUCUCGGACUUUGUCAGCCUUCCGCCUGCCGUCCCUCUUCCGGACCGUCCCAUCGACGCCCGAGAAGGCCAACUUUUCCUCACCCGACGUGACCGACAACGAAGAGUUUACGCACAUCUCGCGCCGGCCGAACUCGUUUGUGCCCAUCACCGCAUCGCCGAAGCAAAUGACGAGCAGCGAGCUGCCCUCGGAGGCCGCGACGCCGACGCAGUCGACCAUUGAGCACACGUACCCGCCGUCCACUUCAUCGUCAUCUACCCAGCCUGACUCUUCCCUGCAUAGCGCGACUUCAGGUGGCAGUGGCUGGACCGUGGGUGUGCCGUCGUGGUUGAAGGGGCGGCCCCGGUUGCUUGGUGGUGGCAUCCCGCGGGUGAAGGAGAUGUACACGCCACCGACAACGACGCCAAGUGCGGGGUCGGGUUCGUCGAUGGGUGAUAUGGCGUUCAGCGUGCUGGAGACGCCGGAGGCCACACUGGAUGUAGAGACGACGGAGAAGUUCCGCGCGGCGUUUGCGUACGACGAGAAGGAGAUGCUCUUGGGAUACUUCCCUGGGUUUCUUUUCCGCCUACUACCCAUCAAUGGGCGGCUGUACAUCUCGACCAACUUCUUCUGCUUCAAGUCGAGCGGACCGUUGGCAACACGGACAAGGAUGGCAAUCCCCAUCCGCGACAUCUUAGCCACGGAGAAGUCGAAAGGCACUCGGUUCGGACACCAUGGCGUCAUUGUCAUCAUCAAGGGCCACGAAGAGCUAUUCUUCGAGUUCUGGGGCGAAGACAAGCGGGACUCCUUCAUGCGCCUCCUUGGGAAGCAGAUGGAGGACGUGCAUCGCCGACUAGCCUCGGGUGAAUCCAACAACGUGCCGUCGCAGGGCAACCGCGACGCGCUCAUCCUGGAGGAGUUCGAGCCUCCUAGCGCAGACGACCCAGAUGCGCCGGCGCCAGAUACCAGCAUGACCGACUCGUUGCCCGCCGUGAUGUUCACCUCAGCUUCGUCGACCUUCCUGACCUUCAAGCCCAACAAGUCGAUGCACUUCACGUGUCUGACGAUUGGCUCGCGCGGCGACGUGCAGCCGUACAUCGCGCUGGCGAAGGGACUCAUGGCCGAUGGGCAUCGCGUGCGCAUUGCAACGCAUGUGGAGUUCAAGGACUGGAUUGAAUCGCAUGGGAUUGAGUACGGCUACGUUGGCGGAGAUCCUGCUGAGCUCAUGAGGAUUUGCGUGGAGAACGGCAUGUUUACGGUUUCGUUCCUGAAGGAAGGGCUUCAGAAGUUCCGUGGGUGGCUCGACGACCUAUUGAAGACCUCCUGGGACGCAUGCCAGGGCACUGAUGUUCUCAUCGAGAGUCCGAGUGCUAUGGGCGGCCUUCACAUAGCAGAGGCGCUGAGGAUACCCUACUUCCGAGCCUUCACCAUGACUUGGACGAGGACAAGAGCCUAUCCGCACGCCUUUGCUGUACCCGAGCGAAAGAUGGGCGGAGGCUACAACUACAUGUCUUAUGUCAUGUUCGACCAGGUCUUCUGGCGCGCCAUCGCUGGACAGGUUAACCGGUGGAGGCGGAAGUCCUUGAACCUCGAUAGCACAAAUCUUGACAGGAUGGAGCCGCACAAGAUCCCCUUCCUGUACAACUUCAGCCCUACCGUUGUGCCGCCACCUCUCGACUGGCCGGAAUGGAUUCGCAUCACCGGCUACUGGUUCCUCGAUGAUGCCGACGCGAGUGGCAAGAAAUGGUCACCGCCUGACAGCUUGAACAAGUUCAUACACAAGGCGCGCAAGGAGCACAAGAAGAUCGUCUACAUCGGCUUUGGCAGCAUCGUGGUGUCUGACCCGAAGGCGAUGACGCGCUGCGUGAUCGAGGCCGUCGUCAACAGCGGCGUUCGCGCCAUUCUGUCCAAGGGGUGGUCGGAUAGAUUGUCGGUCAAGACGACGGAGGCGAGCGAUAUUGAGGAGCCCCUACCGUCGUCGAUAUACCCGAUUGCCUCCAUCCCUCAUGACUGGCUAUUCCAGCGGAUAGACGCAGCUUGCCAUCAUGGAGGUGCUGGUACUACGGGAGCUAGCUUACGGGCUGGCAUUCCGACCAUCAUCCAUCCCUUCUUCGGUGACCAGUUCUUCUGGGCUGACCGAGUCGAAGCGCUUGGCGUUGGGUCUGGUGUGCGCAGGCUGACCGUUGAGAGCCUGACGGAUGCCCUGCGAGCCGCCACCACGGAUGUCAAGCAAAUCGAGAAGGCCAAGGCCGUUGGGGAGAAGAUCCGCUCCGAGGAUGGCGUGGCCACUGCCAUCGAAUCUAUCUAUCGCGACCUCGAAUACGCACGCUCCUUGAUUAAGGCCCCUCCAUCACAGCCACGCCCUCUUCCUCCUCAUGAUGACUCCGAUGAGGAUCUGGUCCUCGAGAAUUCGACCAUCCGGGACAGUGUGACUACCAACAACUCGGAGCACAACUCUGGGUACAACAGUUCCAGCGGUGGUGGCGCGCCGAGCGAGGACUGGAGUAUGGUCUCCGCGGAUGGAGAGGAACGUAGGCCUUCCACGUCCGGCUCCCGUCCGCCCGUCCAGCGGCGGUGCUCGAGCACCGACCGGAUAGUCAACAAGCGCAACAGCAUCGCUGCCGCUAUGCUCGCCGUUCUUCCUGACUCCCUUGCCUCACCUCGUCGCGCCGCGUCGCCUGGCGCCUGA